Messenger RNA from Kalmanozyma brasiliensis GHG001, 1839 nucleotides. RefSeq names its product Peptidase M24, structural domain protein. Gene Ontology annotation, molecular function: metalloaminopeptidase activity. The transcript has a single exon. The record is from RefSeq and is a predicted model, not a curated record. Bases 1 to 1839 code for a protein of 612 amino acids. NCBI's taxonomy places the organism in Eukaryota, Fungi, Basidiomycota, Ustilaginomycetes, Ustilaginales.
AUGGGAGCUAUCGCCACUGGUCGGGUGGACACCACCCAACGGGUCGCUGCUCUUCGCCAGUUGAUGUCCAAGCACAACGUCGAUGCGUACGUCGUCCCGUCUGGUGACGAGCACGCCUCGGAGUAUCCUGCCGAGUCCGAUCUGCGUCGUGGCUACAUUACGGGGUUCACGGGCUCCGCUGGGAGUGCGAUCGUCACCGCUAACAAGGCGCUGCUGUUCACGGAUGGACGAUACUUCUUGCAGGCGGGGCAGCAGCUCGAGCCGUCCGUGUGGACGUUGAUGAAGCAGGGCGAGCCGAACGUCCCUACUUGGCAGGAGUAUCUCAGCAAAAACUUGCCGGGGAAGAGCAAGAUCGGCAUGGACGCGGCUUUGAUCAGCGCCGACGAUGCGAGGGAUAUCAACGCUGAGCUGGGCAAGAUCGGGUCCCAGCUGGUGAGCAUCAGGGAGAACCUGGUGGAUGCCGUUUGGGAGGAUCGACCAGCCAGACCGGGCAAAGAGAUCUUUGUGCUGCCAGACGAGACCGCAGGCAGGUCGAGCAAGGACAAGAUCAAAGAGCUGCGCGAGGAGAUCAAGAAGAAGUCCGCCCACGGCUUCGUCGCCAACAUGCUCGACGAGACGGCUUGGCUGUUCAACCUGCGUGGCACGGACGUGCCGUACAAUCCGGUGUUCUUCUCGUUUGCCCUGGUGUUGUUGGACAAGGUGCUGCUGUAUGUCAACGAGGCGCAGCUGAGCGAGGAGGUCAAGUCGGCGCUUGGGUCGGAGGUGACGUUGCGACCGUAUGGCGAGUUCUAUGACGAUCUGCACAAGGUGGGUGGCGAGCUCGGGGAGGGGCACAAGAUUCUGAUUGGCAAAAGCGCCUCGUUGGCCGUGCAGGAGGCCCUUGGGGGUGCGGCGAAGGUCGAAAUCGUCCGAUCCAUCGUCGUCGACCAGAAGAGCAUCAAGAACGAGAUCGAGCUCGAAGGGUUCCGCGCUAGUCACAUCCGGGACGGUGCAGCGCUGUGCCAGUACUUUGCUUGGCUCGAGGAGCAGCUUCACUCGGGUGCCAAGGUCACCGAGUCGGAAGGUGCCGAUAAGCUCAGCAGCUAUCGUCAGAAGCUGGAUCAUUUCCGCGGCGAGUCGUUCACGACCAUCUCCUCGACGGGUCCGAACGGUGCGAUCAUCCACUACAGCCCCGACCCGGCUAGCUGCCCUGCGAUCGAUGUCAACGAGAUCUACCUGUGCGAUUCGGGUGCGCAAUUCACGGAUGGUACGACGGACGUUACGCGAACGUGGCACUUUGGCACGCCCGCAACGGAGCACGUACGAGCCUUCACCCGCGUUCUGCAGGGUCACAUCGCCAUCGACCGUGCCGUGUUCCCUAAGGGCACCACGGGCUAUCUGCUCGACGUGCUCGCUCGUCGUGCGCUCUGGGAGGACGGUCUCGACUACCGCCACGGAACAGGUCACGGCGUCGGCCACUUCCUCAACGUCCACGAAGGACCACAAGGCAUCGGCACCCGCGCCGUUUUCAACGAGACCAGCCUCAAGGAGAACAUGGUCGUCUCCAACGAACCGGGCUACUACGAGGACGGCAAGUGGGGCAUCCGCAUUGAGAACCUCGUCAUCGUCCGUCCUGCAAAGACGCCUAACAACUUCGGCAGCAAGGGUUACCUCACUUUCGAACAUCUGACAAUGUGCCCUAUCCAGGUGUCACUGGUUGAUGCGGAUCUGCUGACGAGGGAGGACAAGAAGUGGCUGAACGAGUACCACGACGAGGUGCUGGCCAAGGUCGGGCCCCUGCUGAAGGGCGAUGCGCGCGCUGAGGCUUGGCUGAAGAAGCAGUGUGAGGCGCGCGUUUAG